Molecule: messenger RNA, 1512 nt
Organism: Copidosoma floridanum
Lineage: Eukaryota; Metazoa; Arthropoda; Insecta; Hymenoptera; Encyrtidae
Gene: Ost48
Product: dolichyl-diphosphooligosaccharide--protein glycosyltransferase non-catalytic subunit Ost48
Cellular component (GO): oligosaccharyltransferase complex; endoplasmic reticulum membrane
Source: RefSeq, a predicted model, not a curated record
UCUAGCGGACGAUCGACGACGAUCCGCCGACGUGGUGUGUUAUCAUUUUUUUUCUCUCCCCUCGAACGUCGACGUCUAAAAAAUUAAGCCAACCCAUCAUCAGCAGAGGCUGUUUAAAGUGUUGUUUCGACCGGUGGUGUACUUGUGUGGUCGAGAACAUUUUUUUAAGAAAAAAAACAAGACCAUGAAAGUCACCUACGGAGUUAUCGCCUGCCUCCUGGCGAUUGUAGCCGGGGCAAGUGCCGGUGGUUCUACCCUCGUGCUCCUCGACAACUACGUUAUCAAGGAGACCCACUCGAUUUUUUUCAAAAAUCUUGAAGAUUCUGGCUACACGCUCACAUUUAAAUUGGCUGACGAUUCUAAUCUGCUACUGUCUAAAUAUGGGGAUUUUCUUUACAAGCAUCUUAUCAUCUUUGCCCCAACUGUAGAAGAGUUUGGUGGUUCUUUGAGUGUGGAUGCUAUCACUCAAUUCAUUGAUGGUGGUGGCAAUGUUCUUGUUGCUGCUUCAUCCCAAUCUGGAGAUGCUCUCAGAGAUUUGGCAUCUGAGUGUGGAUUUGAGAUGGAUGAAGAAGGUACUAGUGUCAUUGAUCACAUGAACUACGAUAGCUCUGACACUGGCUAUCAUACAAUGAUUGUUGCUGAUCCUGAAAAUUUAAUUGAUGCCCCGGUCAUUGUUGGCAAGAAAAAUAUCGUACCUAUGCUCUACAAUGGAACUGGAAUUAUAGCCAAUUCAGACAAUCCAUUGGUCUUGAAGUUGCUGACUGCAUCAAGCUCUGCUUAUUCUUACAAACCUGAUCAACAUGUCAAGGAAUACCCACAUGCUGUUGGCAGAAAUACUCUACUUAUUGCUGCUUUGCAAGCUAGAAACAAUGCUAGAGUUGUGUUCUCUGGAUCCCUGUAUUUUUUCAGUGAUGAAGCUUUUGAAAGUUCUGUUCAGAAAAAUGGAGAUACCAAAAAAUACGAAACCUCUGGAAACCAGGCUGUUACGGAGGCCAUAACAAAAUGGGUAUUCAAAGAGAACGGAGUGGUCAGGGUGUCGUCAAUUAAUCACCAUAAGGCUGGAGAAAAAGAGCCACCAGCUUCGUAUACCAUCAUGGACGACGUGGUGUAUACAAUCACUGCUGAAAAACUUGAUGGAGACAAGUGGAUUCCAUUUGUUACUGAUGAUCUCCAGCUCGAAUUUGUGAGAAUCGAUCCAUUCAUCAGAAAGACGAUGAAGCACGUUGGCAACGGACGGUACGAAGCUCGUUUCAAAAUUCCAGACGUUUAUGGAGUCUACCAGUUUAAAGUCGAUUACACUCGCAUUGGCCUCACCUACCUGUACAACACAACACAAGUCUCUGUCCGACCUCUAGAGCAUACUCAGUAUGAACGCUUCAUUCCAAGCGCCUACCCGUAUUACGUUAGUGCCUUUUCGAUGAUGGUUGGCGUUUUCUUGUUCUCUAUUGUCUUUCUGCAUUACAAAGACGAUACAAAAUCCAAAACUGAAUAAACAGACAAUUCAAGAAAAUA